This is a messenger RNA of Penaeus vannamei (Pacific white shrimp), 724 nucleotides long. RefSeq lists its product as uncharacterized. NCBI's taxonomy places the organism in Eukaryota, Metazoa, Arthropoda, Malacostraca, Decapoda, Penaeidae. Gene Ontology annotation, cellular component: cytoplasm. Gene Ontology annotation, molecular function: glycosyltransferase activity. The record is from RefSeq and is a predicted model, not a curated record.
GUGCUCCCACCGUCUUGUCACUAAACACUCAACACUAUAAUUUUCUUGUUUCCUUGUUAUCAGGCUUUGGGCGUUGAUAGAACAUUCGAAAGUUCUGGGCAUGGAGAACCUGUACUUCACCGACUGCGUCCUCCGCCACAUGCACGAGUACCGGUUCCUCGCUCGUCUCAACCUCGACGAAAUGCCGAUGUUGCCAAACCACGACUCCUUCCCGCUCUGGCUCAACGACCAAUUGCUACAAAAUUCGAAUCGAAAUGGGUCGGGCGAGAACCUCCCGCCGUCGUAUGACCUGCGUUGGUAUUAUCACCACGGCGACCUAGGGACUCCGAUCUCCAGCGCUUCUCUCCCUGAAUAUCUGAAGUUUCUGCGUCAGUCUAAGAGGACAGUGAUGGACAUUUACCCAACAAACUACAACCCGACGUAUGACAUGGAUUUCGUAACCGGCGUCUUCUCGAAUGACGUUGCUGUUUGUGCAAGCGGAAAGUGCCGGAGAGAGUCCUUACAGUGCCCGAGGGACGUGGCCUACCUCGGCCUCUUCACCAAGACCUGCGGAGAAGCCUGCAGGAAGCCCGGUUCGACGGUGGAGGUCUCGGCUCUCCUGAAGUACAAGGACAAAGUCUCCAAAGCCGUUGCCAAAGUCCUGAAGGACCUGCGUCUCGUCGUCUAACUUGGACACAAAUUUGAGACUAUACACACACAUACAAACUCACUCACUCACUCACUC